Molecule: messenger RNA, 1906 nt
Organism: Rubroshorea leprosula
Lineage: Eukaryota; Viridiplantae; Streptophyta; Magnoliopsida; Malvales; Dipterocarpaceae
Source: the annotation of a GenBank genome assembly
GCUUUACCUCUACAGUGAAUGCUUAAAAGCUAGAAAAGCUUGCAUUUUUAGGACCCCUACCACUUCAAUUCUCUCAAAUUUCUCUGUUUUCUCUCCUCUGUUAAUGGGUUUUAGUUCUUCUUGACUUUCCUUGGGGUUUGCUUUCUGAGCUCCAAGUCUUGGACUUUGCUGUACAGUUGUGUUUUUUGUUUGGAAUUGUAUUGUGGGUAUUGGGUUUUUUGUUUUGAUUGUUUUCUUUUUGGGGUGAUUUGGGAUCUGGUAUGAGGUCUAGGGUUUAUCAUUGAGAAACCAAGAUCUGCUUUUUGCCAUUGUUUCUCGAAUUUUCCUUGGGUGUUGGAAAAGUUAGGCCUUUUCUAGAUUCCUCAAUCUGUGCUCGUGUCAAAAAGGCUACUCAGAUUCCAUUUAAAUGCUUCAUGAUUUGAUGCUUCUUUGUUAAUAAAAACCUCAGCCUUCUCUGCAUUUCCUAUCUGGGUUUUCUCUCUCUUUGAACAAUCAAAGAGAGAGAAAGCAAGUUUGUGUGUCUCUAAAGGGGCAAAUCAUCUUUGGCAUGCUACUAUUUUGUUUCAUUUCUACAAGGUUCUGUAACUGGAAAUGAUGAAUCAGGGAAUCGAUAUUCUCCCUCCUGCCUCUUAUUUUCAGAACUCGUGCUGGUUGUAUCAAGAAGGCAAGGGGACAAAAUGGACUCCUGAAGAGAACAAGCAGUUUGAGAAUGCUCUGGCUAUAUUUGACAAGCCCACUCCGGAUCGAUGGUUCAAGGUGGCAGCCAUGAUCCCUGGCAAGACAGUAGGCGACGUAAUCAAACAGUACAAGGAAUUGGAAGAGGAUAUUGAUGACAUAGAGGCGGGGUUAUUUCCAAUUCAUCGGUAUUGUAGUGAUUCUUUUACAUUGGAGUGGGUUAAUAACAGCCAGGGCUUUGAUGGAUCAAGACAAUAUUACAGUGCUUGUGGGAAGAGGGGCACAGGGAACCGGCAUCCAGAUCACGAAAGGAAGAAAGGAGUGCCAUGGACUGAAGAAGAACACAGGCAAUUUCUAAUGGGUCUUAAAAAGUAUGGGAAGGGGGAUUGGAGAAAUAUCUCUCGCAAUUUUGUGACAACAAGGACACCAACUCAGGUAGCUAGUCAUGCUCAGAAAUACUUCAUCAGGCAGCUCACUGGAGGGAAGGAUAAAAGGAGAUCAAGUAUCCAUGAUAUCACAACUGUCAAUGUCCCAGACUCCAUUUCUCCACCUGAAAACAAUAGCCCUACAUCCCCAAAUCAUGCUGCUUCCACCAUGAAGCCCCAGCAGCAACCAAAAGUGGCGGCUGGAGUAGGCAAAGAGCUUGACUGGAAACAAUCUUAUAAAGGGGUAGGCAUGGUCUUCAACCCAACAAAUGGUGGUACAUUCAUGGCACCUCUCUGUGGGAUUUCUUCAUAUGGGCCUAAGCUUGAAGAACAAGAUCUGCUUGGAGUAACUCUUCCCGGAUCACAAUUUGUGUCUUACAGCCCUUUUCUCCAGAUGCAGUCUAUGCAACACCAGUAAAUUAGAGAUGAAGUGAAGAGAGUCCUCAAAAAUGUUAAUGUGAUGAAUCAUAUCAUCGAUCUCAUAUUUCUCUAUCCGUCUCAUUUGUGAAUAUGUUGUUGAGAACAUAAAUUUGUCCACAGUUACUAAACUCUACAAAGAGAUUUAGUUAGUUUGCUUUGUGAUUUAUUAUUCUAAUUCUGGAUCAUUGAGCCAUAAAAGAAGCUUAUUUACAUGAAGGUUGAAACGUUUAGUUGUGUGAUCAUGAAGAUCAUUGUUGUCUAUCAAGUGAACUAGAGUACAAAGGAUUGAGACUUGAUAACAGAUUCUGGCAAUUCAGAUUGAGUUGCUUGAAUUUGUUAUGCAGCUUUGAACCCCAAUAUGAAUCAAAUAGAACCAGGAGAAUCUU